Messenger RNA from Tremella mesenterica DSM 1558, 960 nucleotides. RefSeq lists its product as uncharacterized. Lineage: Eukaryota; Fungi; Basidiomycota; Tremellomycetes; Tremellales; Tremellaceae. Bases 1 to 960 code for a protein of 319 amino acids. The record is from RefSeq and is a predicted model, not a curated record. The transcript has 2 exons.
AUGGCCUGGCCUAGCUUCUUCACCUUUGCGUCAGCUGGGACGACCCGAACCACCGCUAAGACAAUUACGAAAACCAAGUCCACUAUCAAACCCACCUCAACAACCAAACAGGAAGAAGCAAUACCGACCAAAGUCCAACGAUAUGAUAGUGGGAUAGAUAUGGAUUAUGACCACGAGACAGAUGAGGGUGAUAUCAAAUGGACGGAUAAACCGUAUGAAUCUUUACUCCGAUUGAGGAAUUUCACUUUGGCUUGGCAAGUUAUGCGUUAUGAUAUGAUUACUAAUCCUACUUUUGAUAAGGAAUGUAAAGAAAUUUGGCCAUCCGAUAUUGUAUUGGAAGCCAGAAACACAUACGAGACUCAACUUUCUUUCCUCUCCACAUCCCUUGAUCAAGCCAUCGAAAAAUAUAGAUCAGAUCCUAUUGGUUUGAAUAGUAUUCAAACUCCCAACAUUCAUCUCUUAGAGAGAUACGAACUCCAAAUCGAUAAGAACCCCGAAGAAGAUUUCUCCCCAAAAUACGUCCUGGGUGUUCCUGAUUCCUGUCAGGAUAUCAUUCAGAGGAUGGAAGAUUGGGAAUAUGAUUGGGCUAAAGUGGAAGAAACUCAGUUUGUCAGGGGUUUACAGAGUUUGGUGAGGUAUGUCAAGACUGGUUUCGGGACGGAAGAGAUGGGAGAUCUGGAAUCAGCUGGGAUCAUAUUAUCUAAUCGCUUGAGAUUGUCGAGGAAUAUGAACACUGAGAGACAGUCAAUGUAUGGAGAAGAGGAGAAUGAUGAUGAAGGAAAAUGGCUUCCUGAGGUGGAAGAGGUCGAGGGGUUGAUAGAUGGUCUCGAACGUACACUGCGUCCAGACGGAGGAACGAGGGAAGAGGAUGAAAAGACGAUAGAGACGGCAAUGGAUUUGGCCAACAAGUUGACAGCUUCGAUGACAAAUAACAUGAGUAGUAUGCCAUUAUUCCGUUGA